UUGUAACUAGUGAAAUACGAAAAUCCCCCAGAAACGUCAACAAGGGCUGUCAAUAAAAAUGUCAAGUGUUCCAAUGUCAGUGCAACGGUCGCCAGAGAACAUGUCAAGAUUACUCAAACUCGCUCAGAAAUUUAAUUGUUUCUACUUGUCAGGUCUGUCGUCGGGCGACUGUCGGCCCUUCGUCGUCGAGGGCUUCCAAGUGGGGCUCGUCCGGCCGGACGUCAUGAAACAGCUCCUAAAGUUCCCUGAAGUUUUUCGCAUAACCUCCGGCUGCGUGGAGCUGAACCCCGCCUUCCGCGACUACGAGGAGCGCAGCACCCAGGUGGACCGGGUUUUGCGCGAAUUGCGCGCCGGCAGCGUCUUCAUCGCGUUGAAGGGGUGGCGCGACGAGUGCUACGAGGUCAAGACCGACUUCACCUCAAAGAGUCUCCUCAAAAUGGACCGCUCGGCGACGUGUCUCUUCGGCAUUCGCAACUACGGGGUGGACAUCAACGGAUACGUGCGCCACCCCAAACUGGGGCUGUGUCUGUGGCUGCAAAAGCGCUCCGCCACCAAACAAACCUGGCCAGGUAAAUGGGACAAUAUGGUGGGCGGGGGGCUAUCAGUGGGUCACGGGAUUUUUGAAACUGCUUACAAGGAAGCCAUGGAGGAGGCGUCCAUUCCGCCAGAAUUGAUGAAGAAUUUAGUCAGCGCGGGAUGUGUCUCGUUUUUUUUCGAAUCUGAAAGGGGCUUAUUCCCUAAUACAGAGUUUGUUUUCGAUUUGGAACUUCCAUUAGAUUUUAUUCCAGAAAAUGCGGAUGGGGAAGUUGAAACUUUUGAAUUGCUUCCAGCUGAACAGUGUCUUGAGAAAUUGUUCAGUUCUGAUUUUAAGACAACGAGUGUUCCAGUGGCUCUAGAUUUUUUAAUCAGGCAUGGGAUGAUUACGUCAGAGAACGAAAAAGAGUUUAUUAAAAUUGUGGAACUACUCCACGUGCCCCUCCAAUCAAUAUACAAUCACAAUCAAAUGGUUAGCAACAACUCAAUAAAGGAAAAUGGGACAGCACGAAUAAAUAACAUAUAAUUGCUUUAGUUUAUUGGUCUAGGGUUUUUCUAGUAGACUAGAAAAGAAGUGAGCCUUAAAUAAUUUCCUAAUUUAUUUUAUACCAGUCGCAAUUUUUCACAACAAAUAGUAGAGAGCUUUUGUAAUUAUUGUAUAUUUUGUCUAUUAAUUUAUUUACAAUUUUAUACAAUGUAGGAAUUUAGAUGUAAUACUGAAACAAAUUUAUUUAUUACUAUACAUACUGAGGAAUCAUCACAGUUCUCAUAUUGUGUGAUUUUUACGUACUACUUGUGAUAAUACAAUUAAUUCUCGUUUUUUGAAUGUACUUACGUGUACUCAACGAAAUGUAUUUAUUAUACAACAUACGAGUAUAUACAAUAAAAACUUAAA
Messenger RNA from Tribolium madens (black flour beetle), 1429 nucleotides. RefSeq lists its product as uncharacterized. The transcript has 7 exons. Gene Ontology annotation, molecular function: 8-oxo-dGDP phosphatase activity. The record is from RefSeq and is a predicted model, not a curated record. Lineage: Eukaryota; Metazoa; Arthropoda; Insecta; Coleoptera; Tenebrionidae. Bases 59 to 1060 code for a protein of 333 amino acids.